CCCAUAUAAAAGAUUACCCAUUUCAUCAGCCGUUUCUUAAAAAAAAAAAAUCGUAACAAAGCUCUUUAUUUGGAGUUAAUAAAAUUUUCUUUUGGAAAGUGAAAUGGAAAAGCGUGGUCUUGGGGUAGAGAUCAUGACAGAGCUCAGGCUCGGUCUGCCGGGUGACACAAACACUAAUUAUGCAGUGGAGAAGAAUGAGAAGAAGAGGGUGUUUUCGGAGAUUGAUCACAAACUGGAGAGCAAGAAUGAUCAAGUGGUUGGGUGGCCACCGGUGUGUUCAUACCGGAGGAAGAAUAGCUUUAAAAGUGGCGGCGAAAAGGCAAAAAUGUAUGUGAAAGUUAGCAUGGAUGGGGCUCCUUUUCUAAGGAAGAUUGAUUUGAGUAGUCACAAAGGGUAUGAUGAUCUUGCAAUGGCUCUUGAGAAGCUCUUUGGCAUAGGGGAGGAGUUGAGGGAUGAAGAGAGCUCUGAAUACGUUCCCAUCUAUGAAGACAAAGAUGGUGACUGGAUGCUUGUUGGUGAUGUUCCAUGGGAGAUGUUUACUGAAUCAUGCAAGAGAUUGAGGAUCAAGAAGAGAUCAGAAGCCAUGGGUACUAUUGAUCGCCAUACAAAAAACUUUCUCAAGGGAGCCUCAAAAGAUGGAUGAUCUCAAAAUUGCUUGUGGUUGGGAAUGGAGAACUCUAUUUAGACAAUUUUUUUUUAAUUAAUGCUAAUUUCAUAUAUGUUUGUUAUUUAUGUGAGUAAAGUACUUAGAUUGAUCUAAGAUGGGAUUAUCAGCAACACUCACUAAAGACAGUAUUGGUUGCAUUUCAUUGCCAAAUUCAUUGCCAAAUGACACUUCAUAAAAUUGUUUCAAGAUAAA
This is a messenger RNA of Camellia sinensis, 859 nucleotides long. RefSeq names its product auxin-induced protein AUX22. Gene Ontology annotation, biological process: regulation of DNA-templated transcription. Lineage: Eukaryota; Viridiplantae; Streptophyta; Magnoliopsida; Ericales; Theaceae. Gene Ontology annotation, cellular component: nucleus. The record is from RefSeq and is a predicted model, not a curated record.